CUUUUUUUUUCUCUUUAUUUACCGAAUCUUCUUAUCUUCUGCCUCUCUUUAUCUCUCUCUUGUGAUUGUAUUGCUCGAAAACAAACAUAAAUCUGAUCUUAACUGAAAAGAUCAACACAGAAAUAGAGAUAGAGAGAGAGAUUUCUCUACAUUCGGAUUUAGUCGCAGCGAUAGUGAUCGGAGAACCGCAGUCGGAGAGCUGUGGAAAGAAACGACGACGACGUGAGUGGAUGAUUUCAUCCUCUCAAUUACUGAGAAAGAGAGACAGAGAGGAAGAGCAGUGGUUAAGAUGAAAGGGUACGGCGCCGCCGCCGGCGUGGUCUCGACGGCAGCGCAGGCGGCGUCGAAGCGGCGGUCGAAGGGGCAAGCUGCGGCCGUCUUCGUCUUGGUCUUCUUCUCGAUGCUUGUUCCCCUCGUCUUCCUCCUCGGCCUCCACAACCGCUUCCCGUCCGGAUACCUGGCUGACGAUCGCUCCCAACAGGAAAGCAGCUUCGAAAUCUACCAUCACGUGGAUCGUGGUGAAGAGAAGAAUCCCUCCGAGGAUGAUCGGCCGUUGAUUCAUAACGUCUUAAACAAUUUUGUACCAACCUUCCAAGAGGAUACUGAAAGUGUAUCUCCCGAUAAAGAAUUGUACAAGAGAAUCAAUGACACUGUUAGUUCUCCAUCUACUUCAGAACCAAAGGAUGCCAAUUCUCAGGCUGUGUCGAAGGAUAACGUGCCCAAUUUGAAAGGUGCAACGCCCAGCCCCAGUAUUAUUAUAGGUCCACCUGUAGAAAAUAAUGGUGUUGCAAAAGAAACUUCAUCUCUGCCUAACAGAACUGAUGCGAAAUCUGGGAAUCAUGACCAUUCCAUAGGUUCAAAUGUUGGUGAGACUGAGAGAUCUUGUGAACUUGAAUUUGGGAGCUAUUGCCUCUGGUCCAAGGAACACAGAGAAGUAAUGAAAGAUUCUGUUGUGAAGAGACUCAAGGAUCAGUUGUUUGUGGCAAGAGCUUACUAUCCAAGCAUUGCAAAACUUCAGGGACAGGAAAACCUGACACGUGAACUGAAGCUGAACAUUCAGGAUCAUGAGCGUAUUCUUAGUGAAGCAGUUUCUGAUCCUGAUCUUCCACCAUACAUAGAGAGGAAGAUGCACAAGAUGGAUCAGGUUAUUGCAAAAGCCAAAUCAUGCUCUGUAGAUUGCAAUAAUGUUGACAGGAAACUAAGACAGAUACUUGAUCUGACAGAAGAUGAAGCUCAUUUUCAUAUGAAGCAAAGUGCAUACCUUUAUCAGCUUGGUGUCCAGACCAUGUCCAAAAGUUUCCAUUGCCUUUCAAUGAGACUGACAGUAGAGUAUUUCAAAUCUCCGUCGGCAGAGAUUGAGCAUUCAUUUGCUAAUAAAAUCGAUAAUCCAAGUUCUCAACACUAUGUAAUCUUUUCAAGAAAUAUACUAGCAUUAUCGGUAACAAUUAAUUCUACCGUAAUGAACUCCGAGGAAUCUGAUAACAUGGUUUUCCAUGUGCUCACUGAUAAACAGAACUUUUAUUCUAUGAAGCAUUGGUUUGCUAGAAAUUCUUACAGAAAUGCAGCAAUUCACGUCUUGAACUUUGAUGAGCUUGAUCUUAAUCAUUUUGUGGGGUUAGAUUUGGAAGCACUGUCAAUGUCUGAGGAGUUCCGUAUCUCCACUCAUACUAUUGCUCAACCAUCCUCUCUGCAGAUGAGAACUAAAUAUAUUUCAGUAUUUGGUCAUUCCCAUUUUCUUCUUUCCGAUAUAUUCAAGAAUCUAAAGAAGGUAAUCGUUUUGGAUGAUGAUGUCGUUGUCCAAAAAGAUAUAUCAUUCUUGUGGAAUCUUGAUUUGGGAGGAAAAGUAAAUGGUGCCACAGAAUUUUGUGGGGUCAAAUUGGGUCAACUGAAAUCAUAUUUGGGCACCAGUAGGUACGAUGGUAAUUCUUGUGUCUGGAUGUCUGGACUAAACAUAAUUGAUUUGGAUAAAUGGAGAGAACAUGAUAUCACUGGAAUGUACAGACGAUUUCUCCGUGAGUUGAAUCAUGAAAAUGAAGCAUCAUGGAGAACUGCAACACUUCCAGCAAGUUUACUUGUCUUUCAUGGUCAGAUAUAUUCUCUGGAUGAUACUUUGUUUCGGCAAGGACUUGGUCAUGAUUAUGGAGUCCCCGAUGAGACUGUAAAAAAUGCGGCAGUGUUGCAUUAUGAUGGCAACAUGAAGCCUUGGCUUGAUCUCGGCAUUCCAAAGUACAAGAAGUACUGGAAGAAGUACCUUACGCAAGAAGAGAGGUUCAUGGAUGAAUGCAAUGUUAAUCCAUAACAUCAGCUGUUGAGGCGUAGGACCAUAAUUGAGGCAAAGACUGGGUGACAGAAUAUUGCUUGCUUCAAAUUUCAGUUAAUUUCAGAUAUUGGAUUUCGAGACAUUGUAUCCGCAGAGUACAGCAGAGGCAUCGGGUACUUCAACCGUCGAGAGUCGUCCAUAAAAUUGGAGAAGUUUUUUUUAUAUUUCUGAUUAAUGAAUAUCCAUAGGCUGCGCGACAACGAGAGCAUUGGUUUAGUUUUUCGUUUCUCGACGAGGAGAUGGGAAAAGAGACUGGGGUGUAGGAAGAUAGUCUACAAUAGUAGUAUGUCGCAGGUAAGUUCACGUAUUAGCCGAUUGCAUCAUUCGUUUGUUAUAUAGUCUGAAGUUUGAUGGAUUGGCACCUCAAAUUGGAUCGAUGCCAUCCUUGGACCCGUGUAAAUUGAUUAUUAUUUUUUUUUUCCCUACUUUUUAUUUUCAACCCUUGUUGUUCAAUUUUCUUUUGCAAUAAGGGUAUAGUUGGUGUCUCGCGUCUGCAAUUCUUUCUUUUGAAGUGCCAAAACUUGCCUGGAAAACUUGGUUAGUCAGAAAUGAUAUUGUCUUUAGUAUUCUAUUGUUUAAUUACUAUUAUUUUUAAUGUAA
Messenger RNA from Musa acuminata subsp. malaccensis (wild Malaysian banana), 2920 nucleotides. RefSeq names its product probable galacturonosyltransferase 7. The record is from RefSeq and is a predicted model, not a curated record. Gene Ontology annotation, molecular function: polygalacturonate 4-alpha-galacturonosyltransferase activity. Lineage: Eukaryota; Viridiplantae; Streptophyta; Magnoliopsida; Zingiberales; Musaceae.